Molecule: messenger RNA, 1596 nt
Organism: Triticum aestivum (bread wheat)
Lineage: Eukaryota; Viridiplantae; Streptophyta; Magnoliopsida; Poales; Poaceae
Exons: 4
Coding region: 1-1353 (450 amino acids)
Source: RefSeq, a predicted model, not a curated record
AUGCGGGGGUGGCCGGGGAGGGAGGCGGUGGUGGCUUCGCGGGCCGGGGAGGGAGGCGGCGGUGGCUACGCGGGGGGAGGAAGGCGGUGGUCGCACCAGCAAGGGAGGGAGGCGGCGGUGGCCGAGCCGGCCAAGGAGGGAGGCAAUGGUGGCGGCGUGAUGCAGAUUCGCCAGAUCUGGCGCACCACCCCGCUCGUCCUGCGCGAGGCCGAUGCCCACCUCCCUGAGGCCACACGCGUCGCCACCAUCGCCGGGGCCCUCGCCGGCCACCCAGGGCCCUUUCACACCGUCAGCCUCUUAGGCUGCAGGUCCGCCUCCCUGGAUCUCGAGCUCCCCGAGUGGCCGCGCCUCCUCGCCACCAAGUUCACCAAGAACCUCUCCUUCCUGAACAACCAAACCCAGCCCCGGACCACCUUGUCGUCCCUCCCUGCCGACAUACUCCGUUGCGGCUCGCUCCAGUCCCUCUUCCUGGCCUACUGGAAGAUCCCCGACGACCUUCCGCUCGCCGCCGACGCCUUUCCCAAUCUCCGGAGGCUCGGCUUGGUAAGGAUCGACAUGAGCGACCAGUGCAUCCACCGCUUGCUCGCUGCUAGCCCCGUUCUGGAGAACCUUGGGCUCGUGCUCAAGGGGAAGCCCGAGCGUGUCCAUGUCUGCAGCCAAAGCCUCCGGUGCUUGCUCCUUGGGUUGUCCAAGGUGGAGGAGUUCACCGUGGUGGACGCCCCGCUCUUGGAGCGCAUCAUCUUCUUCAGGCCGCCUUAUGGUGGAACCGAUUGCGUGAGAUUCAAGAUUGCUUCGGCACCCAAGCUGCGGGUGAUCGGCUACCUGCAGACAAGAAUUCACAAGCUGCAGAUCAGUGACAACAUCAUCAAUCCUGACACAAACACGAGCCCAGGCACCAUGGUCCCUAGUGUUGAGAUAUUGGCCGUGAAGGUGAACUUUGGUGUAUUCUGGGAGGUGAAGAUGUUGGCCAGCUUUCUAAGAUGCUUCCCCAAUGUCAGCACGCUGCACAUCGAGUCUGUACCGCAUGAUCCAUCAGUAGCCACUCAUGAACCCACUGAAGAGCACUAUGCUAGGUUCUGGCAGGAGGCCAGUCCAGUCGAAAGCUUGAGGUUACAUGUCAGGAGCUUGUUCAUCCACAAAUUUCGAGGGGAUCAAAACGAGUUUGAAUUCCUCAAGUAUGUGGCCAUGAAUGCGCGGGAGUUGCGAGCUUUGCUGGUCAUGUCGCCUGAAGAAAAUUUUGCUUCGGCACUGGCAAACAAGGUGAAUGAGAUGGCAAACAAAUUGGAUCGUCCACGGUUUCAGCCAUGGAUCGCUCGAGGAUUCCUGGAGGCACCUCGAGUACGGAAUGCUUAGAUCUAUGCUAAAGUACCCUUUCUUAGUGUCGAUGACCCAUUUCGCUGGUGAAACCAUGGCUGGGUAUGUGUCUUCAUGAUCCCAACUUUGUUGGGAAUCAUUGACUGCAAUCUACUUCAAGAUCAGGAUGUUUAGUUUAUAAGGUGUGUGUUCUCCUAAUAUAUGGUAGGUUUCAACAUACCAUGAGUAUAUUGUGAAUAAGUCCUUUGAUUUAUCAGGGGCCGAGAUUUUUAACUAUACAAG